AUGGCGCAGCCUCUGGACACAGCUUUCCGCUGUGCCAUGCUGCGUCUGGGUCAGCGUCGCAUUAUGCACCAGAGCCACUCGCACAUACCCCCAUGGCGCUGA
Phytophthora nicotianae INRA-310 is the source of this 102-nucleotide messenger RNA. RefSeq lists its product as hypothetical. The transcript has a single exon. Lineage: Eukaryota; Oomycota; Peronosporomycetes; Peronosporales; Peronosporaceae. Bases 1 to 102 code for a protein of 33 amino acids. The record is from RefSeq and is a predicted model, not a curated record.